Anopheles coluzzii is the source of this 3066-nucleotide messenger RNA. It is a transcript of the gene Caper, whose product is annotated as RNA-binding protein 39. Bases 202 to 1989 code for a protein of 595 amino acids. Gene Ontology annotation, cellular component: nucleus. The transcript is spliced from 4 exons. The record is from RefSeq and is a predicted model, not a curated record. Gene Ontology annotation, biological process: mRNA processing. Gene Ontology annotation, molecular function: RNA binding. NCBI's taxonomy places the organism in Eukaryota, Metazoa, Arthropoda, Insecta, Diptera, Culicidae.
UUGCUUCGCACAGUGUACGCCAUCUUGAUUCCACACAGUCCAACACAACAGCCAGCUGUGAAAUUCUUUCGUGCGAUUUAUUCCACAUUUCGUCACACAAUCGCGCUAAAAAAGCCACCUUUGCGAAGAAAGUGAUCCCCUGCAUCGACAGCAACUGCAGUAGCUAAAGUGCAUCCGCUCAUCCGAACAGUUGUACGCGGAAUGAAAAGUACCACAUUUUACGAUCACGAAACACGGAAAGAGCACCACAUCUCGGACAAGAUGGCGGCGGAUGACGAGCUCAAUAAUGAGGUGCUGAAUCUGCUAGAGGCGCCCUACAACAAGGAGGAUGAUGCUGCCGCCUCACCGGUAGAAAAUGGCGCCACAACGAAUGGAGAGAAAAAAUCUAAGGAAAAUGGUCAUAGCAAAUCCUCACGCCACCGCAGUCGUUCGCGCGAACGCGAAAGAGAACGUGAGCGGGACCGUGAUCGUGAGCGCGACCGUGACCGCGAGCGUGAGCGUGACCGUGAACGCGAUCGGGACGGUGAAAAGGCCUCCAAAAAGCAUCGUUCCGGUUCGCCCGGCCGUACCCGCGACAAGGAGCGCCGUCGCAGCAAGGAUCGCAGCAAGUCCCGUUCGCCAGCGCGCCGCGACCGUUCGAAGGACCGCUCGAAGGAAAAGGACCGCGGCAAGAGCGAUCACCAUCGGCGGGAGGUAGUGGUUGAGAAGCGUCGAUCUCGUGAUCGCGUUGAUCAUCGACGCCGGUCUCGCGAACGAGACUAUCGCCGUCGCAGCCGUUCGAGGGACGGUGGACGGGGCAUGGGCCGUGGCCGUCGCUCGAUGUCCCCCAAACCCUACCGGGGAAGGGGACGAGGUGGCUCCGGCUACUACCGUGAUCGAUCGCCGCUGGAAGAGAUGAGCCAGGAGGAUCGGGAUGCGCGUACCGUCUUCUGCAUGCAGCUGUCCCAGCGCAUCCAUGCGCGCGACCUGGAAGAGUUCUUCUCGAGCGUAGGCAAGGUGCGCGACGUCCGUCUGAUCACGUGCAACAAAACGAAGCGCUUCAAGGGUAUCGCCUACAUUGAGUUUAAGGAUCCCGAGUCGGUCGCGCUGGCGCUGGGGCUGUCCGGGCAGAAGCUGCUCGGCAUACCGAUCAGCGUGCAGCACACGCAGGCGGAAAAGAACCGUAUGGCCAGCCAGCCGCCGGUUGCACCGCCCAAGAACCCGUCCGGCCCGAUGCGUCUGUACGUGGGCUCGCUGCAUUUCAACAUCACGGAGGAUAUGCUGAACGGUAUCUUCGAACCGUUCGGCAAGAUCGAUAACAUCCAGCUCAUCAUGGAUGCCGACACGGGACGCUCGAAGGGCUACGGAUUUAUCACAUUCCACAAUGCCGACGAUGCGAAAAAAGCACUGGAACAGCUGAACGGAUUCGAGCUAGCAGGACGCCCCAUGAAGGUGGGCAACGUGACGGAACGGUUGGACGUAACUACGCACGCCUCGCUGGACACGGACGAGAUGGACCGCAGUGGCAUCGAGCUGGGCGCAACCGGACGGCUGCAGCUUAUGUUCAAGCUAGCCGAGGGGGCCGGCCUGGCCGUGCCGCGGGCCGCCGCCGACGCAUUGCUCGCCACUGCCCCGCAGCCCGUACCGCAGCAACCGAUCAUGCAGUCGCCCCCGAUCGCCACCCAGUGCUUCCUGCUGUCGAACAUGUUCGACCCGGCGACCGAAACCAACCCGAACUGGGAUCUGGAGAUACAGGACGACGUGAUAGAGGAGUGCAACAAGCACGGCGGCGUGCAGCACGUGUACGUGGACAAGCAGUCGCCCUCGGGCAACGUGUACGUCAAGUGUCCCAGCAUCGCGACGGCCGUGCUCGCCGUCAACGCACUGCACGGGCGGUGGUUUGCGGGGCGCGUGAUCGGGGCGGCCUACGUACCGCUGAUCAACUAUUACAACCUGUUCCCGGAAGCGGCCCAGUCCGUUACCAUGCUGCAGCCGAAGCGAUCCGGUUGAGAGGUAUAAUCGCUGCAAGCUUUUUCUUUUUACACACAAACAUACACUUCUAGUAACAGCUGGUCCGUUGUGCGUACGGACGUAAAUGGGGAAUCGUAAAGUUCUCAUUUCGAGUGUUACCUGGGCCUUUUCGCACUAAGAAAAGAGAACAAUCUAGCAGCGCGGCACUGUGCUGUGUGAGCCUCCUCUGGUCAGCUAGAACACUACUACCUAGUACAAGUCGUAUUUUCCCUUUAGUAAAUCCCAAGCCAUGCGAUCAGGAUUGUUUGGGAGCCGUCGAUUGAAACAAAACGAUUCGACGAAAGAACAGCUGUAGAUUGGAAACAGUACGGCGGUGGAGGGGGACAAAGGACGAUGUAAAGAUUAAGAAAAAAAUGAGCAAUUUAUAUAGCUUUCUGUUUUUCCCCCGACAAAUAUGUGAUAUUAAGCGGAAGGAGGAGCCCAUUUUACGAACACGCACACACACACAACAAACAAAAAGCAGUGACGAAGAUCUCGUAUCCUACAUGGCUGCUGGGGCUUUGAUGUAGGAGGAAACAGGUUACUGCAAAACCGAAUGUUAACGAGGGGCAAGAAAGGUAAAUUCUUACUAUUUCUCCUUUUUUGGAAAAGUUAAGGAAUGUUGGGGGAAAAUGUCAAACAGUACAUGAUUUACUUUUAAUAUAAAGUAAUGGGUGUUUGAUUUAAAAAUGCUUUCACACUCGUUGGGAUAAACCAUACAUUUCGGUUUAUUUUAUCUGUUUUUAGUACGUGCAUUAUUUCGAAAUCGAUUAGUCAGACAUUUUCCAGUUAACAUUGGCGGGUGGGAGGGGCAAGAUUUCGAUGACAAAAACAAAAAUAAGAGAAAACCUCUAGUACAGCAAUAGCAAUGUAAGACCAAAAUGUGGGAAAUCAAUAGCAUUACAAAACAAAGGGUGUCAUCGGAAAUAUGAUUAAGAUCGACUUUAACAAUUAAGGUUUUUAUGGUUACUACUACAUACUACUGAGCAGCGUAAGGUAUAUGUAGCGACAUUAAGAGCAUUAUGUGUGUAUCAGGCAAGAUAUGAAAGACAAAUGAAAGAUGAAACGUUAAACUGA